Nicotiana tabacum (common tobacco) is the source of this 1191-nucleotide messenger RNA. RefSeq names its product cytochrome b561 and DOMON domain-containing protein At3g61750. Lineage: Eukaryota; Viridiplantae; Streptophyta; Magnoliopsida; Solanales; Solanaceae. The record is from RefSeq and is a predicted model, not a curated record.
UAAAUAUAAUUAGCAAAUGCUAAUUUAACUGCUGUUAGAGAUUUGGUAAUGAUCGACAGUUCGAAGGUUUUUUCUUUAUUGCUAUCAAUGUUGGUUGUUAAAGUAUUCAGCUGGAUGAGAAUGAUGAUAAUCACCAGCCACCUCCAACCACCAUCCCCACCACCUUCUUCAAUCUCUAAACCUUCAAUUCCAAGAAAAUAAUUUACUAACGAACACCCUUUACCUACUUUGAUCCUCAACAAAAUUCCUCUUAUCUCCCCAUUUCUUUCCUUCAUUGCCUACACAAUAUUGGCUGCUCCAAUUUUUUAUUAAUCUUGGGAGGGAGAAAAAAGGAAAGAAAAUGGAUGGCAUCUCAAGAUUGUUGGUGCUGUCAAUAUUCUUUGUGAUAUUGUUUGGUUUUCAAAGAGAGAAUAUGGUAACUAUGGCCAUUGAUGAAGAUGCAAAAGCGCUUUGUAGCGUUAAUCUUGCAGAAUUUCUUCCUCCUCCUUAUGGUGGUCUUGAAAAUAUGGUCUGUCAACCUGUUUGGAACUCUUUCCUGCUACGUUACUCUGAGAGUAAAGAUAAUGUGGUCACUAUUGUGUUAUCAACUAUUUACACAAUGGGAUGGAUAGGAAUGGGGUUCUCCCUCGAUGGAAUGAUGAUCAAUUCUAGCUGUAUGGUUGGAUGGGUGACUCCAGCAGGUCAUGGAAAAAUCAAACAGUAUUAUGUUGAGGGAUUCACUCCCUCAAAAAUCAUACCAGAUAAAGGGGAGCUGCCAUUGACAAGUGUUCCACCCAUUAUCUAUAUUCAAGGGGCCACAGUUUACUUGGCCUUCCAGUUGAAGUAUCCAACUCCUCUCAAAACUCAACCAAUCUUACUAGCUUUCUCCACCAAAUCUCCUCAGCACCACCAUCUCACUGUUCAUGAGGACAAAACAACCAUACGAUUCGACUUCUCUUCAGGUACUUCAUUUGCUGCCACUGAUACACCUACUAACUACAUGAGCUCAAAGAAGACCCAUGCUGCAACCUCAUAUUCCAGGACAUCAAGGCAUAGGCAUUCUUAUUCUUGUGCUCAGUAUUCUUCAGGUUUUGGCAUUCUUUGUAAGACCAGAUAAAGACAGCAAGUAUCGCAAGUACUGGAAUUUGUAUCACGGUUGGGUGGGCAGGAUUGCUCUCUUCUUUGGAGCUGUGAACAUAGUAUUGGGGAUGC